AUGUCCCGAAUCGGCGUCUUCCCAGCGUCCGGCGGCCUCGGCUCCAGCAUCGUCAAGCACCUGCUGACCCUCGUCCCAGCAUCCCAGCUAACCCUGAUCUCACGCAACCCAGAAAAGCACGAGAAUGAGUUCGCUGCCGGCGCGACCGUCGCUCGCGGCGACUACGAUUACCCCGAGACGCUGGCGCACGUCUUCGAGGACAUCGACGUGCUGAUGCUGAUUUCGUACGCGUCAUUCGAGAUCGAGCAUCGGGUGAAUGCGCACAAAACCGCCAUCAACGCCGCCCGGAAGUCCGGCGUAAAGCACAUCUUCUACUCGUCUCUUGCGUUUGCCGGGGACUACGCGCAGUCCAGUGUCGCGCAUGUCAUGGGCGCGCAUUUGGAGACUGAGAAGCUCCUCGCGGAACUUAGUGCCGGUCCCAACCCGACCACGUACACGAGUAUCAGGGAGGGUCUGUACUCUGAGUCGUUCCCGAUCUACACAAACUGGUUUGAUUUACGGGACCCCAGUGGUGAGAUCACGAUCCCGCAUGAUGGGCACGGGCCUGGGGUAGCGUGGGUUAAGAGGGAUGAGCUUGGUGAAGCGAGUGCGCGGCUUGUCGCGAACUAUGCGACGGUUGGCGGGGCAAAUGGGCCCGUUGCGGAGGCGUUUCCGUUUGUUAAUAAAAUUGUACUCCUUACCGGGUCUAAGGUGUACUCGUUGAAGGAGACGGCGGAGGUUCUUGGACGAGCUGUUGGGAGGGAUGUGCGGAUUCGCGAGAUUGGUGUUGAUGAGUAUGCGGGGCUUGACCAUGCGGGGAAGCACACGUAUCACGGCGUGGAUCUUGCGAGGGAAUGGUGUACGGCGUGGGAGGCGAUUCGGCGGGGUGAGACGGCGGUUGUUACGCCAACUCUGAAGGAGAUUUUGGGGAGGGAGCCGGAGGACUAUGAGACGACGAUUCGGGGCAUACUCUGA
Molecule: messenger RNA, 954 nt
Organism: Aspergillus mulundensis
Lineage: Eukaryota; Fungi; Ascomycota; Eurotiomycetes; Eurotiales; Aspergillaceae
Exons: 1
Coding region: 1-954 (317 amino acids)
Source: RefSeq, a predicted model, not a curated record